UAUUUAAUUUUCAUCCGCCUAGGGGUUUGGUGAUGAAUUUUGGCGGCGACCUUCGCAUCUAUGGAUAUACCUAUCCAUCACAAGGGGGGUUUAAGGCUCACAAACGCGGCUGAUACUUUCUAAUCAUCCUUUGCCUUCCUCUUCGUCUUCUCUGCACUCCAUCCAUUUCUUCUCGAUUAUCCGCGUCUUUUUUCUUUCACCCAUCUCAGCCCCAUCCAGAUUUUUGAGCUCUAGAAGAAUCCCAUCAGCUCCGGCGAGGAAAUUAUGUCUAAGAAAGGGGCCGCCGGUAGAACACCGGUUUUAAAGGACGCCCCAUGGAGGGCUGCUGGCAAACCCACUCCGAAAAUCCACCAUGCUCCUGUGCUCCGCAUUGCCCAAUCCCCCUUUUCCAAUUACGCUAUCUCUGUAAUGAAGCAUCCUGAUCCGAUUGGAAGUGGGUUAGCUAUGGAUGCUAUCUUGGAAUCGGCUGGGCCGGAUUGUAUUGUGCCUGGACAGACUGCACCUGUCAAAUUACUUGGUCUCAAGGUUUGGCCCAUUGAUGUCGAUCUUAAGUUUCUCGAGCCCGUUGGUAGAGACCUUAAAUUACUUGGAAAGUUUAUGGAUGAUGCGGUGAACCUGAUGAACAAGUCAUUUAUAGAUCGGUAGGCGUAGCAGUUGUAAUGUAAUGGAUAAAGAGUUGCAUGAAGCUGCUGCAAUUUGAGCUAGCUCCGUGAGUGGCUACUUAUCCAACUCAACUGCCUCCAAAUAAUCUCCUUCCCCAUCUUUCCGAAUUCUCUCAUGUAAAAACAGCCUCUGCCCUCCAUAAACCGUUUUGUUACUCUCCUUUCUGAAACACAGAGCCAAACCAUGUUGAUGAUAAAGGGAUAAUUGCAAAUAA
Molecule: messenger RNA, 877 nt
Organism: Cucurbita moschata (crookneck pumpkin)
Lineage: Eukaryota; Viridiplantae; Streptophyta; Magnoliopsida; Cucurbitales; Cucurbitaceae
Exons: 4
Coding region: 265-645 (126 amino acids)
Cellular component (GO): chloroplast envelope
Source: RefSeq, a predicted model, not a curated record